UUUUGGAUGGCUUGAUGCAUGAGGGGUCAGUUUUCUGGGCAAAAUGAGCUUCAACGAUGAUGAGCAGAUUAUUAGCACUCAAGACUCAGGAUCAAAACCAAUACCAAUCACACCAGGAAGAGUACAGCUCGUAAGCAUACAUAAUAAUAUGGUACCUCUUGAAGAAAGCAAACUCAGGGUGAUGCUGGAGAUCACCGGGGGAGGUUCCACCAAUGACAGACCAGGAUUGGAUCUCGUGGCGGUAUUAGAUGUCAGCGGAAGCAUGGGAGGAGAAAAGAUAGCAAAAGUGAAAACCGCCAUGUUAUUUAUGAUCUACAAACUUAGCCCCAUUGAUCGUUUGUCAGUUGUCACAUUCGAAUCGGGCGCCAAAAGAUUGUGCCCGUUGCGUCAGAUAACUGAAAAUUCUCAAAAGGAACUUGAAAAUCUGAUCAAUGGUUUAAAUGCCAGCGGUGGCACCAACAUCACUGCUGGUCUUCAAACUGGCUUAAAAGUGAUUAAUGAUCGUAGUCUUAGCGGCGGGCGUUCAGUUGGCAUCAUGCUUAUGUCCGACGGUGAGCAGAACGUAGGUGGUGAUGCUGCCAAAGUUCCGGUCGGCAAUGUGCCCGUACACACAUUCGGUUUUGGCACAGAUCAAGAUCCAGUGGUGCUCAAGGCUAUCGCAGAUAAUAGCAUUGAAGGAACGUUCUCAGACGUUCAAAACAUGGACAACUUGAGCAUAGCAUUUUCCCAGUGUUUGGCUGGACUUCUCACCCUUGUGGUUGAGGACCUGAGGCUGAAAGUUAUACGAUACGAAGACGAAUCGACAAUAGAGCAGGUAAUUGCCGGAAGCUAUCCACAAUCCAAGGACAAUGCUAAUGGCUCUGUAACUGUUACUUUUGGUGGUCUCUAUGCCAAAGAGGUGCGCAAGGUCAUAGUGGACCUUCUUCUCCCCGCUGUUACUCAGGAGCGGGAAGCAGAUGUUCUCCAAAUUACUUACUCAUAUAGCUUUCAAGGAAGCCCGUUUGAGGCCAAUCCUGCGACCAUUACCGUACGACGCACCGGGAAAUUCGCAGAACAGCAAGAAAGGCCAGAGGUGAAAAUUGAGGAGACCCGUCUCAGGAUUGUAAAUGUGAUAAAAGAAGCAAGAAAAAUGGCUGAGAAAAAUGAACUUCGCAAUGCUCGGGACAAGCUCGUUGAAGCCCAGAACUCUUUGGGGGAUGUGGAUGAUAAAUCUAACCCGAUGGUUGAGAUGCUAGCGUCCGAGCUGCAACAACUCUUGAAAAUGAUGGAAUCACAAAAAAUUUAUGAAAAGCAAGGGCGUCCUUUCGCACUCUCCUCUGAGACUUCCCAUGAUCGCCAGCGUUUCACUACAAGAGGUGAUCAAGAGGAAGGUCCGCGGCCAUUUGCCACUCCUCGAAUGGACAAAUACCUUGAGCAAGCCAGGUCGUUUAACAAGGAACCCAGCAAGCCGCCGCCCUCAGUGGAUGAGGAUGUGCAGGAAGAAAUCACUGCCAAUCCCCUCGCUCCAGUCAUUGGUGCUAUUAACUACUACCUGCAAUUGGCCAUUAAGUGUCUCCUAGCCAUUGAAAAAAUAAUCAAUAGAGGCCUUUGAUUACUUGGUUAUUUAGCUUUUGCAUUUCAAUAAGUUAGACCAUUGUGUAUCUUGCCUUAUCUAGGCAAACUCAGUGGUGCUAUUACCUUCUACAUUCAAUCGGCCAUUCAGUCUCUUCAAGCCAUUGAAAAAAUAAUAAAUAAAGGCCUUUGAUUACUUCGUUAUUUUUAA
Molecule: messenger RNA, 1762 nt
Organism: Hevea brasiliensis (rubber tree)
Lineage: Eukaryota; Viridiplantae; Streptophyta; Magnoliopsida; Malpighiales; Euphorbiaceae
Exons: 4
Coding region: 44-1591 (515 amino acids)
Source: RefSeq, a predicted model, not a curated record